CGCUUGAAAGGUAUUUCCUUGACCUUGUGACCAAUAUGUGGGGAGCUCGCCUUAAACGCGCGCCACAUCACUUACAGCGUAUGGCAACGGAUCAAAUCAUGUCGGACCUUACAAAACAACAGGAGGCCAGCGCACCACCGGCAUAUGACGCGCCAAUUACAGUACAGCCCGGAUUUACUCAAGCAGCUCAACCAGGCGGAUAUGCACCACCAGUUCAACCAGGGCCUUACCCCCAUCCAGCUCAACCCUCGAAUUUUCAUUCCUCCUCUUCCAACACCACCGUGGUACUCAAUGCACCACAGCCGGCUGUCCAACCUGUGAACAAAAAACGGACUUGGACCACGGACAUUUUUGGAUGUUUCUCCGACAUGACAAAUUGCGCUGCUGUAACGCUCUGUCCCAAUCUUUACCUGUACUACCUGUCAAUGAAGCUGGGCGAGAACCUUCUCCUGCCCUGUGCCUUUGGUUGCAGUUAUCAGGUUUUGGUUCCUCUUAGAGUGAAAGUCCGAGCAGAAAACAACAUAAUGGGUAAUAUCUGUGAGGAUUGCUGCAUGGUGUGUUGGUGUCCCUGUUGUGUCAUGUGCCAAUUACAGCGUGAGCACGAAUUCCUCAUGAAAAACAACAACAACAAAGUCAUGUGACAUAUAUUACUUCCUGCUGACGUCACAACAGAUCAAAAACUUUUUUUGUACGAUAUUGGUAUUUAUAUUUGAUAUUGGUGAUACGGGUAAAUAUUUAUGAUUGUAUGUAUAUUUAUCCAAAGUAUUCUUGAAUUUUCUUUAUAUUAAUACACAAUUAAUAUAUUUGAAUUAAUAAAAAUAACAUGCA
Saccostrea echinata is the source of this 828-nucleotide messenger RNA. Its product is annotated as placenta-specific gene 8 protein-like. The transcript has 5 exons. NCBI's taxonomy places the organism in Eukaryota, Metazoa, Mollusca, Bivalvia, Ostreida, Ostreidae. The coding region runs from base 36 to 641 and encodes 201 amino acids. The record is from RefSeq and is a predicted model, not a curated record.